AUGCGCUCAGCGCGCCUGUGGAAGCUCUUGACCUUCGUCGUGGCUCUGCCCGGGGUCGGCGUGUGCAUGCUGAACUGCUACUUGAAAGCACAGCACGAGCACGAGAGACCCGAGUUUGUUCCUUACGCUCACCUCCGGAUCAGGACCAAGCCUUUCCCCUGGGGCGACGGGAACAAAACUCUGUUCCACAACCCCCAUGUUAAUGCUCUCCCGACCGGUUAUGAAGAUGAAAACUAAGACCCUGACCACAGCCAGAACUUUGGCUCUUCCCUUCUUGGACCAGAAUGUCAUUUGGGAACCAUUGUUUAAGAAACUCCACAUUCCUUCUCCGAUGAAGCUGAAUGGUGUUGUGGCCUCUGUCUGUACUUGUGUAGAGGUCCUUUAAAUAAACAGCUCUGAACUUGAA
Pygoscelis adeliae (Adelie penguin) is the source of this 406-nucleotide messenger RNA. RefSeq names its product cytochrome c oxidase subunit 6A1, mitochondrial. Gene Ontology annotation, cellular component: mitochondrial inner membrane. Gene Ontology annotation, biological process: mitochondrial electron transport, cytochrome c to oxygen. Lineage: Eukaryota; Metazoa; Chordata; Aves; Sphenisciformes; Spheniscidae. Gene Ontology annotation, molecular function: enzyme regulator activity. The coding region runs from base 1 to 237 and encodes 78 amino acids. The record is from RefSeq and is a predicted model, not a curated record. The transcript has 3 exons.